AUGUCUCUUUCUAGUUUGGAUCAUGCAGAACAUUUUAGAAUCACACAAGGACUGAGAAAAUACACCUGUGAUCUCACACUGGAUCCAAACACAGCACACACUCAACUCAUCCUGUCUGAGGGAUACAGGAAGGUAACUUUUGUCAAAGAGCAUCAGCUGUAUCCUGAUCAUCCAGACAGAUUUGAUCAUCAGGAGCAGGUUCUGUGUAAAGAGAGUCUGACUGGACGCUGUUACUGGGAGGUUGAGUGGAGCGGCUGGGCCCAUAUAGCAGUGGCAUAUAGACGAAUCAAAAGAAAAAGUGAAAGUGACUUUUGGUUUGGAUUCAAUGAUAAAUCCUGGAGUCUGUACUGCACUGAAAAGAGAUACACUGCCUGGCAUGAGAACAGGAAAACUGACAUACUGAGCUGUUCAUCCUCUACUAGAGUAGGAGUGUAUGUGGACGUGUCGGCUGGCACUCUGUCGUACUUCAGCGUCUCUGACACACACACACUCACACACUUACACACAUUCAACACCACAUUCACUGAACCCCUCUAUGCUGGAUUCAGAGUUUAUGAGUCCUCACUGUCUUUGUGUCAGAAUAAAUGAUCUUGCGGUGAGACAUCACAACCCUC
Sinocyclocheilus rhinocerous is the source of this 614-nucleotide messenger RNA. RefSeq names its product stonustoxin subunit beta-like. Lineage: Eukaryota; Metazoa; Chordata; Actinopteri; Cypriniformes; Cyprinidae. The transcript has 2 exons. The record is from RefSeq and is a predicted model, not a curated record. Gene Ontology annotation, molecular function: protein binding. Bases 1 to 588 code for a protein of 195 amino acids.